Messenger RNA from Plasmodium malariae, 5943 nucleotides. RefSeq names its product conserved Plasmodium protein, unknown function. The transcript has 2 exons. The record is from RefSeq and is a predicted model, not a curated record. Lineage: Eukaryota; Apicomplexa; Aconoidasida; Haemosporida; Plasmodiidae. The coding region runs from base 1 to 5943 and encodes 1980 amino acids.
AUGGAUAAGUUUAAAAGAUGCAAGAAGAGAAACUUUAGGAGUCUCAUAAAGAAUACCAAGUCGUUAAUUAAGAGAAAGAAUAAGAACCAGUCAAAGAUACAUAAAAGCAAUAUUUUAACAAAUGAAUUUAUAACAAAUAUAAUUAUAAAAUACGUAAGGAAGAGUAGUGUAGGGAACGCAAAUGGUAGUUCCACUUUUGAUGAGUAUAUGUCACAUGGGGGAAAUACUACUGAAUGUAUAAAAGAAAAAUUAUUUAGCAAAAAAGAAAUUGUUGAAACAGAUAUAAUAAAUAAUUGUUUAAUUUUUGAUAAGAAUGAAACACUGAAAAGUAUUAGUUAUAAAAUUCUUUAUGGUAUUAUUAAAAAGUGUGUAGAUCAUGAAAAUGUAUUAAUGAAAAUAGAAGAACUUGGGUUUUCAGCUGAAAAUAUAAAAGAUAAAAAUGAUGACAAUAUAAAUAUAUGCUCAAAAUAUAAAGUAGAUACUUUUUUUAAUUAUAUAUAUAAAAGUUUAAAAGUUAUAAAAUGUUCAAACAAUUUUAAUGUAUUAUGCAAAUUAAUGAAUGUUAUAAAAUAUGUUAUCCAUGUCUUGCCAUAUAUGUACAAAAUAAAAUUUUUGUUUUUUUUUUGUUCCAUUUUUAAUAUAUAUCAAAAGCUACACGAGAGGGGAAACCAUGGGGAUAAUAUAGCGAAUACAAAAAAGGCAAAAAAUGUAAAAACUGCAAAAAAUGUAAAAACUGCAAAAAAUGUAAAGGAUGAAAAUAGUGACAACUUCCCUUUUACGAAUGUGGAUGACCAUGAAUUCUUGAAUAUAUUUUUUGAACUAAUGAAUGAAUUAAUAAAUAUUAAUGAUAAUUACAAUUCUUAUGAUGAUAAUUAUAAAAUUUUUAACUUUUUCGUUUUACGCUGGAUGUUAGUGUAUUUUAAGAACAAAUACCACUUUUUUUCAAAGAAGAAUAUUUGUUCCCGAACCAAAUCAAAAUAUGCUAUUCUUUUACUUACAGUACUAAAACACUUGCAUGAGAGUAUGAGCUUCGAUGUGCGAAGGGAGUUUAACGAAAGUGAACAGAAAUAUUACUUAUUAAGUGGUGGUCCAGACAUAGCAACAGAUGUAGAAGUAAAUGGAGGGGCAUACGUAGAAGCAAAUGCCGCUGCACAUAUAGUAGCAGAUAUAGCAGAAGACGUGCACGACGAAGGGAGAGCAAGCGGCGUUGACCAUUUGAUAGAGAGGAAAAAAAAUGGGCAUUCAAAUAUAACGAAUUAUAUGGACAUCUUAUGUAACAAUAAAAGUGUUGGAAGUGAGAAAAUAAAAAAUAAUAAGGCUGAAAUACAAAACAUGAUUGAAAUUUUUUAUGAUAAGGUGGAUUUAAAAGUAGAAAAAAAAUUGAAAGAAGUGAAAGAUACUAUGAACAUUUUAACGCAAAACAUUUUUAUCAUCAUUUAUAAUUUAUUUAGCAAUAUGCAUAUUAUACAUCAGCACAUAGUAUUAUUAUAUUUUUCUUUAGAUUUUUUAAGAAUAUGUGAAUAUGAGUACUCUUAUUUUAUUAUUUUUAAUUCAUUCCAGUUUUUAAAUAAAUUAUUAACUGUUCAGAAUUUUUUAAUUCAUGCACCAUUAUUUAUGGCUGUUCAAGAAGUUUUCACAUUUUAUGAAAAAAUAAUUAUUCAUUUGUACAAGGAAAAAAAUGAUGACCUAAAUGAAGAGUUUUAUCACUUUGUUGACUUGUUCAAUAAUAAGCAUAAGAGUAUGUAUGAAGAUGUAAUAAAAAGAAUAUGGAGUUUGUAUAUGUUGAUAAUUUCAGAUGAAUAUAUGAAACGAAAGGAUAAAAAUUUGAAGGAUAAUUCAUAUGUUAAUGUGCAUGUUGAGCAACAUCAACAAGUGUAUGCAAAUAAUAUGAACGAGGUAAAAACAUUUUUAAAAAUUAAGUAUUUUGAAUUUUCAAAUGAUUAUAGAAAUUAUAUACUAACAAAUGUUAAUGAAACAUAUAAAAAUAUAUUAACUAGUUGUUUAACAAAAUCGUUUCGUAUAUUAGGUUUGAAUUAUUUUUUCGAAGAAUAUUUUUUUUUUUCAAAUAAUGAAUUAUUAGCUAAGGAUAUAUUUAUAUUAAAUAAAAUUCUUAAGGAUACAAAUAAAUUAUUUUACGGCGGUAAUUUAAAAUUUGUAAUGAAUUUUUUUUACCCUUUAUUAAUGUGUUAUAUUAAUUUAUAUGAAAAAGAAGAAAAAUAUAGUGUAAGGAGCAAACUAUUUUUGACAUAUAUAAAAAAUGUGUUAAUUCAUUUAACUCGGUCAAUGAAUGAUUGUAUUAAUUUAUACUAUUUCAUGUCAACAAAAGUUGAAGAUUUUUAUAUAUUAGUUACUAAGCUUACAAAUUAUGAUGAUUUUAAUUUAUUACCACUUUUAAUUAAUUUUUUUGAGCAUUUUUAUUUGUCUACGUUAAAAAUAAAUGAUGAGGUUGAAUGUUUUUCAGGUUUUAUAGGUGUUGAAAAAAUGAAGAAUAUUAAAUGUAAAUACACAAAUAUAAAUUUAAAAAAAAAUAAUUUUUUUUUAAAUUAUAUAUCAGACAAUUUGUUAAAAAUUUUUAUUCCAAAAUUUGUCUCUAUUGUAACUUUUUGUUUAAAUCAAAAAUUUUCAUCUACUACUACAUUAGUGCAGGAAAAUAUGGUAAAUAUACAUACGACUAUAGAGAAAUUUUCCGACUUGAUACGUGUGUGCUUAUACUAUACGUCAACUACAGAUUUUAAUGAUAUUAUAGUUAUACUAGAGCAACAUAUAUUAAGAAAUGAAAUUGAAAAGAAUAUAAUUUCUGUAAUUAGCUUGCUACUAGUUUUAAAAAUGUUCACCCCUUUUUUUUCAUAUGAACAACUCAAGUUAUGCUCUACGUAUUAUGAAAAGUUAAUUCAUUUUAUAGGGGUUGAAUUGAGGAAGAAAUCAUCUUAUUUUGCUUUCAUUAACUGCAAAAAUUUUAUGUCUAAAUUGAAUGAUAGUAAUGAUAGGCACAUUAAUUUAACGAGAGGAGAUGAGACAAACAAACAGGAGGUCAUAAGGGACUCCUUGUAUUAUAAAUCUGUUCAAAUGUGUAGUAAUGUUGUGGAUGAAUUACCCACCACUUCCAACCAGUUCAGUGGUCUCAGUAAUAUUAGCAAAGAUAAAAAGGAUGCGCUUUUUUUGGAAAGUAAUAAUGUUUAUGAUAUAGGCAAAUUCGACAAGAAUAUAAAUAGUAAUAGUAACAGUAGUAACAGUAAUAGUAAUAGUAAUAGUAGUAACAGUAAUAGUAAUAGUAACAGUAAUAGUAAUAGUAAUAGUAACAGUAGUAAUAGUAACAGUAGUAAUAGUAACAGUAGUAAUAGUAAUGGUAAUAAUGAUAGCCUAAAUGGCAACACGAACGUUUUUCAGGUUAUGGACAGUGGAGCUGUAGAGGGGGAUGUGAGUCUAUUUAACACGAUACAUGCAGAUAAUGAGGAGAGGGAAGGACACUCAUCUUAUAAUUACAAAUAUAAUGAUAUGCGAAAGGAAGAAGAGGGGGGAGAAAAAAAUGCACGAACAAGUAACAAAAUUAAAGAAGUUAUUAGAAGAAAAAGGGGUGGUGAAAAAAAUAUCCGAAAAAGAGAUAAAAUUAAAAAAGGUAUUAGAAGAGAGGGAGGGGGAAAAAAAAAUACACGAAAAAGUGAAAAAAUUAAAAAAGGUAUUAGAAGUGAGGGAGGAGAAAAAACAAAUUUACGAAAAAGAGUCGAAAAAUUAAGAAAAAUAAAAAUUAAGAAAGACUUAAAGAGCGUUAUAGAAAAACUCAUAUAUGCAAGAAUCUUAAUAUUUGAUAAUGUUUCUGCGUUGUUUCAGUGUAUUGCUAACAUUUUUUUAAAGGAAAUGAAAAAGGAUAGUAGUAGUAACAGUAGUGAUAAGAGAAGUUUUAUAAAUUCUGAAAAAUGUGAUAUUAUGCACCGUUUGAAUAGUAGAGAGUUGAAUAUAUAUAACAACAUAUAUGUGGGAUACAAAAUAAUAGAAAAUAAUUUACCUACAAUAAUGACAAGAAAGAACAUUUUUCUUUUUUUUGAAAAUAUUUCUAAUUAUAAUAUAAAUAAAUAUAUUAAAAAGUUUUAUAUCUAUUUAAAUAAUUUAACAUUAUAUUUAAAAGUAUGCAAAGGUUUGGAUCGAAACUACAGUUAUGAUUUGUUUUGUGCAUUAUUACCCAUAAUAAUGAAAUCAUUAUUUUACAUAAAUAAAAAAUUUACCACAAAAUUAAGAAAAAAUAAUUUAUUUGAAAAUAUUGUAUAUAUUGGAAAGGAAAACGUAAAAAAUAUCCUUUUACAUGUGACUCCAGGUUUGUUAGUACAAAAACAUAAUUGUAAAAAAAUAGCAAUAUAUAUAUUAUAUUUAUUAGUAAAGAAGUAUAAAAUAGAUUAUGAGGACCAAGUGCAGUUGUUUAAGGUGUGCAUAGCUCUAUCGAAUGAAAAUGAGAAAAGUGUACUAAAGGUCCUUCUGAAAUUUCUUUUGAUAUGUGUGGAUGUAUUUAAUAAAGAUGUUGUGAUAAGCAAUAUAACGGGGUUAAUGAAACUGCUUAACAGUGUUUUGAUGAACCGCAUGUUUACAUAUUUAGUGGAGAAAUUUAUUUUAAAACUGCAUGAUUUGGUAGAACAGGGGGAUGCAAUAGUGAAAGGAAUAGGAGAAGAUCGAGUAGCAGUAAAAAUGGUUGAAGUGGAGGAGGUAUCAAGUAAUGGCCUAUCGGGGAAGACGCUGAUUAAUUAUCUGGAAAAACCGGGGGUAAAAAUUUUCAAAAGGUUAAUAGCAAAUAGGCAAACAAGUGGAAGAAGUAAUAGAAGUGGUAACAGUAACAAUAACAGUAGGAGUGACAAAUGCAACUACAGUGUUAGUACCAGUGGUAAUGGCGCUUACAGUGAUGCGAGAAAUGGGCUUAUGCCUGUAAAGAUGAAUGGAAAAAAAAGAGUACCAAGUGUACACAUGUUAUACGCAUCAUCGGACUAUAGUUUAGACGAUAUGUCGAAAGAACACUACGAAGAUAUAUCAAACGAUUCAGAUAAUAGUGAACUAAAUUUGAGAGAUGACAAUGAUGAAGUUGAAACAAACGGAGGUGAACAAUUGAAGAACCAAGGGAGAGAAAUUUUUGUCAAGAGUAAAAAAGAACAAAGAAGGAGCAUUAGCAAAGGGAAAAUGAGUAAGGAGAAUAAGAGCAAUAAUAACUUUAUUAAAAAGAAAAAUGAAAAUAAAUAUAUUGCAAAUUCAUUUUUUGAAAGAUUACAACAAUGUAGAGGAGAAAAAGAGACUACAUAUAUAAAGGAAACAUUAAAUAAAAUUGUGUUAAGUAAAAAAAACAAAAUUAAAAAAGUGAUAUAUUAUAAUAAAAAUAUCUGUGAAAUACUUUAUAAUAUCCAAAAAUGUGUUUUAAAAAAAUCACAAAAAAACUUGAGUAUCAUUCCCCCUUUAACAAAUCAAAAAGAAAUAAACAAUUUAUUUGGUGAAAAUUAUUUUAUCAAGAAAAAUAUAAAUAAAGAAAAAAAAAAAUAUAUACAAGAAGAAGACAGUCUUAGUAAUUCGGAUGAGGAAAAAAUUGUAGGAGUUAGUAACGAUGGAAAGAUAAUUAUUCGGGAUGUCUAUUUGCAUUCAAACGAUUUGAAGAUGAAGAAAAAGAAAAGUGAUGAUAUUAUAAAUAAAAAAUAUAACCUAAUGAAUGAAAAACAGAAUAUGCACUACAAACUUAAGUCCAAUAAGAAAGGAAAAAAUAAAAAGAACGCAGAUCUGUUCUUUACAGGAAGUAAUAAUUUAUAUAAAUCAAAGAAAGGAAAAGGGGAUAUUAUUAAGAAAAAUAAGCCACUACCUUACUCUUAUGUUCCUUUAAAACCAAUUAUGACUAGAGAUAAAUUUAGGGAAAAAACGCUUCAUGCCUUUAGGUCUAUUAAAAAUAAUGCAAAAGGAAAAGGAAAAAAAAAAAAAAAUUAA